Messenger RNA from Pimephales promelas (fathead minnow), 1977 nucleotides. The record is from RefSeq and is a predicted model, not a curated record. Lineage: Eukaryota; Metazoa; Chordata; Actinopteri; Cypriniformes; Leuciscidae.
UGGCCCAGAGAGAGCUAGCUAUUAGCAUGUUAGCAUGUUGAAUGUUUACUUUGAGCGCGAUCACAAAACUCGAUAACAUGUUUUUAAAGAUCAUGAAAUAUGUCUCAGGAAAUGAAGGAGGAUGUGAGUGUGUAUUUCCGUCCGCUGCUGGAGCUCAGAGACGUCGUGCUCCUCACACAGAGAGUUCUCCAGGACUUUCCCAACACAAUCCUGCCUGAAUUCAAACCCUGGUUUCCGUCAGCGUCAGACUCCCGAAAACCCAUCAGACCCCGGAAACCUCCACCUCUGAUCUCCUCCUCCGAGAUCAUCACACGCCAGAUCCCAAAUGAGAUCCCACACCAGAUCCCAAACCAGAUCACACACCAGAUCCCAAACAAGAUCCCACACCAGAUCCCAAACGAGAUCACACACCAGAUCCCAAACGAGAUCCCACACCAGAUCCCAAACGAGAUCACACACCAGAUCCUAAACGAGAUCACACACCAGAUCCCACACCAGAUCCCACACCAGAUCCCAAACAAGAUCCCACACCAGAUCCCAAACGAGAUCACACACCAGAUCCCAAACGAGAUCCCACACCAGAUCCCAAACGAGAUCACACACCAGAUCCUAAACGAGAUCACACACCAGAUCCCACACCAGAUCACACACCAGAUCACACACCAGAUCCCAAACGAAAUCCCCCACCAGAUCCCACACCAGAUCCCAAACGAGAUCACACACCAGAUCCCACACCAGAUCCCAAACGAGAUCCCACACCAGAUUCCAAACGAGAUCCCACACCAGAUCCCAAACGAGAUCCCAAAUGAGAUCCCACACCAGAUCCCAAACGAGAUCACACACCAGAUCCCACACCAGAUCCCAAACGAGAUCCCACACCAGAUCCCAAACCAGAUCACACACCAGAUCCCAAACCAGAUCCCACACCAGAUCCCAAACGAGAUCCCACACCAGAUCCCAAACGAGAUCACACACCAGAUCCCAAACGAGAUCCCACACCAGAUCCCAAACGAGAUCACACACCAGAUCCUAAACGAGAUCACACACCAGAUCCCACACCAGAUCCCAAACAAAAUCCCACACCAGAUCCCAAACGAGAUCCCACACCAGAUCCCAAACGAGAUCACACACCAGAUCCUAAACGAGAUCCCACACCAGAUCCCAAACGAGAUCCCACACGAGAUCCCACACCAGAUCCCAAACGAGAUCCCACACCAGAUCCCAAACGAGAUCACACACCAGAUCCCACGGGAAGCUUCAGACUCCAGAUCCCAGAGUAAACCCGUCCCGGAUCCUCAGAGGUUCGAGCGCUCGUGGUGUGUGAUCUCACACAGAUCCGCUCCGCUCCGGAUCCCACGCUCCUUCUCUCGUCCCUUCCGGCGGAUCAUCGAGGAUCACGGGCUGGAUCUGCGUCAGCGGGUGAAGUGGGUUGUGUGUGAGCGUAACUGUGGCUCUCGCGACAUGGAGGAUCUGUGGCGGGAUCUGAUCCGGGCCGUCCGGCGUUCCCGAAUGCCCUCCUGCAACGCAAACUUCCAGCGAGCGCUGGCGCAGAUCUGGCUUUACUGCGACGUCCGCUACUGCGAGGAUAUCGGGGACUUCCUGAAGCAGGAGUUCCAGCUCUGUGGGAAAAUCACUCUGACGGUGCAUAAACUCGGAGAAUUAAUUAAGCUAUGAGGUUUUAUUGACUUACUGGAAAUGUGAACACAUCUCGUAUUUAUAAAUGGGCCAUAAAUUAAUUGUUUGUUUUUAUAUGAUAUGAUGCUCCUCCUGAAGCAGGAGUUCCAGUUCUCAGGGAAAAUCACACUCACUGUGUAUAAAGUUUUAACUUGGAGAAUUAAUUAAGUUUUUAAUGACUUACUGAAAAUGUGAAACAGAGUGAAAAUAUAUCAUAUUUAUUAUUGGCAAUAAAUGAGUUGUUUGUUUUUAUAUGGUAUGUAUUUCACACCCAUAUUAAAAUGUGCGGUGCGUUUCACUGUC